AUGACGAGGGAAUACUACUCCCUCGACGAAGAGCAUAUGUCAUUUCAGGCCGUCAUGUCCGAGGAGUUCCAAUUCAAAUAUUCGCUACCCGGGCAGCAGCACAACAUUCGCAGGAUCCCAAACUCAGUAAUAGCCAAGGCGUUGAGUUGGCAGAGGACUCGAGCAAGCAACCCUACCGAUCCCUUCUUCAAAGAGUUCUCCACCGAGUUUCUGCACGGCUUCGAACAAGAGCUACAGGCAUUUGGAGGGCUUCCCAAGUCAUCUGACUGGAUGGCAGUUCCUUGCUUCCCGAUGGCGUUGAAGGUCAUUGCCCGUCUCACCACAAAGUCCCUCUUCGGGGAGCCUCUGUGCAGAGACCCCGUCUUUCUUGAUUUGUGUUGCGAGGUUGGAGACUCGGUACCCCGGGUAGCUCUCCUCCUUCGCUGUAUUCCCGCAUUCGCAAGGCCUUACCUUGCCAAGUUCUUACGAGCCCCACGACGCGUAAAGCACUUGCAGAAUGUGAUACUUGACGAGAUCAAAUCGAGAAGAGACUCGCGGAUUAAGAAUCCCAUGAGAGAUCUUCUCGACUUCUCGAUCAACUGGGUCGACGAGCAGCAAAAAGAUCCUUGGGAAGACUGGCACAUCACCGACAUGAUGACCAAUACCGUCUUCGCCGCCUUGCAUACAUCGAGUCAGUUGGUGGUCCAUACCAUCUUUGAGCUCGCCGCUCGUCCCGAAUACGUGGCGCCACUCCGAGAGGAAAUCAAGGAGCGCUUUGCUACGCACGGAGAGGGUAGCAAAGAGGCCAUUGAUUCCAUGCACAAGAUGGAUAGCUUCAUCAAGGAAACUCAGAGGUUCAAUGCUCUCGACGCCUCUGCCCUUGCUCGACUCGUUCUAAAGCCUUAUACCUUUUCCAACGGCCUGCACGUCCCGGAGGGCACCUACAUCUUCACACCAAACUCACCUCUCCUGCAGGACGAGCGCUUUUAUGAAGAUCCCACGCGCUUCGACGGCUUUCGCUUCGCCCGGAUGCGGGACGACUCCAAGCUCAAGGCCUCGUGCCCCCUGACAGCAACAAGCGAGCAAAGCAUGCACUUUGGCAUAGGACGCCAUGCUUGCCCUGGACGAUUCAUGGUCUCGGAUGAGGUCAAGCUCGUCAUGAUCCAUCUUCUCCUGAACUUUGACUUCGCCAUAGAGAACUUUGGUCCGCGGCCAAAGAACGUGGCCUUUGGAAAAUUCAUGCUGCCGGAUAUGGGUGCGAAGGUGUGGUUGAAGAAGGCGAAUCAGGCUGAGUCCACAGGGGCUAGCUCUGCGCUUUGA
Molecule: messenger RNA, 1299 nt
Organism: Hirsutella rhossiliensis
Lineage: Eukaryota; Fungi; Ascomycota; Sordariomycetes; Hypocreales; Ophiocordycipitaceae
Product: cytochrome p450 domain-containing protein
Exons: 7
Coding region: 1-1299 (432 amino acids)
Molecular function (GO): oxidoreductase activity, acting on paired donors, with incorporation or reduction of molecular oxygen; monooxygenase activity; iron ion binding
Source: RefSeq, a predicted model, not a curated record